This is a messenger RNA of Chaetomium strumarium, 945 nucleotides long. RefSeq lists its product as uncharacterized. Lineage: Eukaryota; Fungi; Ascomycota; Sordariomycetes; Sordariales; Chaetomiaceae. The transcript is spliced from 2 exons. Gene Ontology annotation, biological process: translation. Gene Ontology annotation, cellular component: ribosome. The record is from RefSeq and is a predicted model, not a curated record. The coding region runs from base 1 to 945 and encodes 314 amino acids. Gene Ontology annotation, molecular function: structural constituent of ribosome.
AUGCCUCCUCGGAUACCCGCCCCACAAGGGCUGCGAAGUCUUACGCUCUGCCUGCGCCCGGCGCCCGUUGCGGCUCCCAGUUUCACGCCGCUGGUGCAAGCGGCUAAACUUUCGACGAAGGAGAAGAAGCGGCUGAUGAAGCAGGAUCCGUACGGCUGGGCCCAGGCGCAGCAGCGCAAGAACGCAAACCUCAAGCGGCGAGAAGAGCUUGAGAAGGAGCGCAAGGCCGGCUGGGGCGACCCCGUACACGGCAUCGUUACGCCCUUCGUCGAGUCCUUCGACACGGCCGGUCAGCAGCCCGUAGCCGGCGAGGGCAGCGCGUCCGACGAGCCUCACCCGUUACCAACCUCGCCGCACAUCAUCAACAACUUUCUUACCAAGGAAGAACUCGAGCAAGCGAUUGAGCAUGCGCGGCGGGUGACACAGCCGCUGGUGGGCGAGGAGAACACCACAUCGGACCCGGAGCUGGAGACGCACGAGUUGAAGGAGCACGAGGAGAAGCACGCCAAGGCGUUGGUGGCGUUGCAGCGCAUCACCGACCUCAAGAACGCCAGCGCCAAGGACCGGAAGCACGCCAACAUCCGCCGCUGCAUCGAGACGUUUGGGCGGCAUGUCACGGACGAGAAGCUUGAGAAUCCAGCACCGCCACCGGCGCGCGGGGUCGUACCGCAGCCGAGGCCGAUCCGGGCCGGGCCGGACACGGGGAGCAGCGAGGUGCAGAUUGCCAUCCUGACGUCCAAGAUUCGGGCGCUUGCGUUGGCGUUGGAGGGGCCUAAGGGACACCGGGAUAAGAACAACAAGAGGAGUCUGCGGAGGUUGUGUCACAAGCGGCAGAAGCUGCUGAAAUAUCUGGAGAGGAAGGAGCGGGGAAGCGGGAGGUGGCAGCAUCUGGUUGAGACGCUAGGCCUGACACCAGCUACGUACAAGGAGCAGAUCUCACUGUGA